UAUAUAUAAGCGCAUAGUUGGUUUCGUAUUCGUUGAAUUAGCGGGAAUGGAACCUAAAUAUUUCACAUCCGAUAGUAUUAUUCGAUAGGAAAUUACUCAUUUUUUCACAAAUACACGAAAAAUGGAAGCAGCAAGUUCGUCGAAGAGCAAUGGUCAGCAAUUAUGCCAAUUGUGUAACGUAUCGCAACAACGUUAUACAUGUCCAAAAUGCGAAAUUCCUUACUGUUCCCUGGAAUGUUAUAAAUCGGAAUUGCAUUUGGAGUGUUCAGAAAGUUUUUAUAAAAGAUGUGUGGAAGAAGAACUCAGAGUACAGGAGCAAAAUCCGGAGACAAGACGCAAGAUGAUUGAUAUUUUAAAAAGAAUGCAAGCAGAGGAUUUGGAGUUUGAAAACGAUUCCAAUGAAGAUGACGAUAAUAAUGAGAAUUCUACUAACUUAACAGACUCUGAUGAUGAAGAUGAUGUUCCAGAUUUGGCAGAACGUUUGCAAAGUGUUAAUUUGGAUGAUGCCAAUCGGCUAUGGGCUGCAUUGACCAGUGCGGAGAAACAAGAAUUUGAGGCAACUUUACGUAAUGGGGAAGUUGCUAAUUUCCUACCCCAAUGGAACCCAUGGUGGACAGAAUCUUUGGAGAGGGAAGUUAUACAGGAAAUUGUAGAUGAUAAAAUCGAACCUGAAUAUGUGGCCAAAUGUCCUAAAAUUGUUGCUGUACCUGCUUUCAACGAACUAAUGAAAGCAUCACCAUUUGUUCGAUUCAACAUACUAAAUGUUCUAUAUGCUUACGUGUAUACGGUGCUCCAUUGUAAUGGCGACCAUCAAAAUUCAGCAAAAGACUCUGUCAAUAUUUUUCUCCAACUUUGCGAGAAUAUGCUUGUGAACAAAGUAUAUGAAAAUUCUAAAACUGCGAUCGAGGCAGUUUCCCAGAAGUUUAUGGACUGCCCAUCUUUAGGUGGGAACGAGGAAGCAAUGGUGGCGACCGAACAAGCAGUCCGUCACAUAAUCAACGGUCCCGAAAAGUCGAAUCGGAUAUUUUAUGUUCUAGCAGCUCUCUCAGAUUUGCACCUUUUGUUUACAAAUGCGAAGAAAGAAUUAUCGCGUCAGGAUCAAUCGAAGGAUCGUACUUUCAUGAAAAAAUUUCGUAUCAGUGAUACAACCCCGGAAGUGACCAAAAAGAUGGUUUUACAAUGCACAAAAAAAAUCGAAUAUUACUUAUCAUGGGUUAAAAAAUAUGGAAUAAGCGUGGAUGAGUGAAUUUUGGUUUCAAUAAAACUUAAACAUUGCGAUCAAAACGAAGCAAAUAUUUUUCUAAAAAUCCAAUAAAUUUUUUUACUUUUUUCUUCGACGAAUGGAUGCCCAUGAAUACUUAAAAUAAAAUUUGAAAGUUAAAACACACGUUAUGAAAAUAAUGACUCAUUUACAAUGAAUAUUUUAGGAUACAUCGCAGGUAAAUAAAGGGUUGUAAAACUCGGA
Molecule: messenger RNA, 1465 nt
Organism: Venturia canescens
Lineage: Eukaryota; Metazoa; Arthropoda; Insecta; Hymenoptera; Ichneumonidae
Product: zinc finger HIT domain-containing protein 2
Exons: 6
Coding region: 122-1246 (374 amino acids)
Source: RefSeq, a predicted model, not a curated record